Triticum aestivum (bread wheat) is the source of this 2020-nucleotide messenger RNA. RefSeq names its product alpha-amylase type B isozyme. The transcript is spliced from 3 exons. NCBI's taxonomy places the organism in Eukaryota, Viridiplantae, Streptophyta, Magnoliopsida, Poales, Poaceae. Gene Ontology annotation, molecular function: alpha-amylase activity; calcium ion binding. The record is from RefSeq and is a predicted model, not a curated record. Bases 561 to 1838 code for a protein of 425 amino acids. Gene Ontology annotation, biological process: carbohydrate metabolic process.
UGUUAACCAGGAAUGCGCAAGUAACCUCAGAGCCAUCCUGCCCACUUGCCAUCAGUUGCCGCUGAUCUUUUACGAAGGGUUGCAAACAGCAUGUCUGGACUGAACCUCAUUUUAGUGCGCGAAAGCUGAAACCAUCGGUUGAUAAGCUGAAGAACUGUACUGGUUUCCAUGUUCUUGCCAAGUUUCCUGGCUUGUACACCGUUGCAGUAGAUGAAGAUUUGUAACCCCAGCACCCUAUUCCAUGAAAAAUGCUCAAAGUUCUGUCCUCAGAGAAAAAACAGAGGUUCAAGAUAACUGACAGUCGUUUUGUCCGGUGCCUUCUUACCGAAGGCGAAGGCUGGCUCCAUCACUUGGUCCAUUGAAUUGCCUUUUGAGCUCAUCGCACCGGCCGAUAACAAACUCCGGCCGACAUAUCCACUGGCCCAAAGGAGCAUUCAAGCCGAGCACGCCGCCUUCCGGCAUGCUGCAGCACAUUAUAAAUACCUGGCCAGACACACCAGCUGAAUGCAUCAGUUCUCCAUCUUCCUCUUCCAAAGCUCAGCUAGAGAGGGCUGAAGAAGAUGGCGAACAAACACUUGUCCCUCUUCCUCGUCCUCCUUGGCCUGUCGGCCAGCUUGGCAUCCGGGCAAGUCCUCUUUCAGGGCUUCAACUGGGAGUCGUGGAAGCACAAUGGCGGGUGGUACAACUUCCUGAUGGGCAAGGUGGACGACAUCGCCGCCGCCGGCAUCACGCACGUCUGGCUCCCUCCGGCGUCGCAGUCCGUCGCCGAGCAAGGCUACAUGCCGGGCCGGCUCUACGACCUGGACGCCUCCAAGUACGGCAACAAGGCGCAGCUCAAGUCCCUCAUCGGGGCGCUCCACGGCAAGGGCGUCAAGGCCAUCGCCGACAUCGUCAUCAACCACCGCACCGCGGAGCACAAGGACGGCCGGGGCAUCUACUGCAUCUUCGAGGGCGGCACCCCCGACGCCCGCCUCGACUGGGGCCCCCACAUGAUCUGCCGCGACGACCGGCCCUACGCCGACGGCACCGGCAACCCGGACACCGGCGCCGACUUCGGGGCCGCCCCCGACAUCGACCACCUCAACCCGCGCGUCCAGAAGGAGCUCGUCGAGUGGCUCAACUGGCUCAGGACCGACGUCGGCUUCGACGGCUGGCGCUUCGACUUCGCCAAGGGCUACUCCGCGGACGUCGCCAAGAUUUACAUUGACCGCUCGGAGCCCAGCUUCGCCGUGGCCGAGAUAUGGACGUCGCUCGCGUACGGCGGUGACGGCAAGCCCAACCUCAACCAGGACCAGCACCGGCAGGAGCUGGUGAACUGGGUGGACAAGGUUGGCGGCAAAGGCCCCGCUACCACGUUCGACUUCACCACCAAGGGCAUCCUGAACGUGGCCGUGGAGGGCGAGCUGUGGCGGCUGCGCGGCACCGACGGCAAGGCGCCAGGCAUGAUCGGGUGGUGGCCCGCCAAGGCGGUGACCUUUGUGGACAACCACGACACCGGCUCCACGCAGCACAUGUGGCCCUUCCCGUCUGACAGGGUCAUGCAGGGAUAUGCCUACAUCCUCACGCACCCAGGCACCCCAUGCAUCUUCUACGAUCAUUUCUUCGACUGGGGUCUGAAGGACGAGAUCGAUCGCCUGGUGUCAAUCAGGACCCGGCAUGGGAUACACAGUGAAAGCAAGCUGCAAAUCAUAGAGGCCGACGCCGACCUUUAUCUCGCCGAGAUCGACGGCAAGGUCAUCGUCAAGGUCGGGCCAAGAUAUGAUGUGGGACACCUCAUUCCGGGAGGCUUCAAGGUGGCCGCGCAUGGCAAUGACUAUGCGGUAUGGGAGAAAAUAUGAGCAAAAUUGCCGAAGGAGCUCUACAAUUUUUUCCCUAUGUGUACGUGAUACAUAUUGGUCCGAGCUCACGUUGUCCACAUAGUACGAUUUAGUACUUCCUCCAUGUAAAAGUGAGGACGAGGGGCAUCCAUUGUAUUCUCAAUAAAUAAUAAUCAUUUCAUAUUUUCAGUACUUAUGGUUCA